Messenger RNA from Eruca vesicaria subsp. sativa (arugula), 528 nucleotides. NCBI's taxonomy places the organism in Eukaryota, Viridiplantae, Streptophyta, Magnoliopsida, Brassicales, Brassicaceae. The record is from the annotation of a GenBank genome assembly.
AUGUUUAAAAAGAUAAUUGAUCUGGGAAGCUCCUAUAAGUUUUCAGUCCUUACGGCGGGAAUAUGGGGAGAUUAUAAACAACCAAUACUGCCUCAAGAGGAAGAUCAUGCAGUUGUGGCCGAUGAGGAAGAUCAUGCAUUUGUGGCUGAUGAUAAAGCACCAUCUGAAAAGGAUGAACCGGUUGAGCCUGUUGUGAAAAGAAGUGUCAAGAGAAAGGUGAAGGAUCCCGGUUAUGAGUUCAGGAAGCAACAACUUCUUUGCCAACGAACAGCAGAGCAGAGCAGAGGUCUCGAUGAGGAAACGAAGACCUUUAUUACGGGAUUGUUCAACACUUCCUUCACCACAUUGAAGGAAGAGCUUCAUAAGCACGUUGAUCAUCGCUUUGACAAGCUCGACGGUGAGAUUGCACAACUCAAGCAGACAGUGACAUCGGUUAUAAUGUCAAGAGAGGAUGUCCCAGCAUCAACAAGUCCUACUCCUUCGAAAGUAAAAAGCCCUCGUCCUCAGCGAAAGGUAAACAAGAAAUGA